Molecule: messenger RNA, 547 nt
Organism: Aspergillus pseudotamarii
Lineage: Eukaryota; Fungi; Ascomycota; Eurotiomycetes; Eurotiales; Aspergillaceae
Exons: 3
Coding region: 27-497 (156 amino acids)
Source: RefSeq, a predicted model, not a curated record
UGUGGAGCCUCUGUUUUCUGGACAAAAUGACACGAAUUCCCGAUCGGUCUGCUGGCCCAGAACAAGUCCGGAGUUAUAUUAGACAGACCCUCACAGCCAAGCAUAAAACAGAUGAUGAUUUUGCCGCUGAAGCUGCCCGCGCUUGGCGAUUAGGGCGGGGCUCUGAGCUUUCUGAUGCAACAUUAGAAUAUCUUCAAGAGAUAUUUGGAGUGGAUAUAGGCUUCUGCCUUUUCCAGAGUAUUUGCGAAGAUAGAGAUAACGCCUGGGAGCAUUCAUAUAUUGGGAUGCUUUACUGCUCAGCUAUGUUUUUACUUUGGUCUCUGAUUACGCUGUUCUUAGGACGUCGUUCAAAUUUAUCUUUCCCAACGCUGCUUUUCGGCGCAACUCUAGCAAAUUAUGGCUAUCGAAGACCUACAUACAACUACCCGAUGUUAGCUAUGGGUAUUUGUAAUGUAUGUAUCUCCUUGCUAAGCAUCUUAUGGGUCCAUGUCUUAUGAACUACACUACGAUACCCGCCUUCCCUUUCUCCUACGUGUACAGAUGUGCA